Molecule: messenger RNA, 1810 nt
Organism: Eruca vesicaria subsp. sativa (arugula)
Lineage: Eukaryota; Viridiplantae; Streptophyta; Magnoliopsida; Brassicales; Brassicaceae
Source: the annotation of a GenBank genome assembly
GAAACUACCACAAUAAAAAUAAAAAUAAAAAAUAAAAUUAAAUUACAGUCUCUCCUCUUACCUUUAGCUUAGUGCGUCGCGAUUUAUCGUCCAUGGCGAAACCAAGCCGUGGCCGUUGCUCUCCUUCCCUCUCUGGGUCAUCUUCUCGUUCCAGCUCCAGAUCUCAUUCCAGGUCUCUUUCCUGUUCUAGAUCGCUCUCUUCAUCUCCUUCGCGGAGCGUCAGUUCUGGGAGUCGCAGUCCUCCACCUCGUGGAAAAAGUUCUGCUGGGCCUACUAGACGAGGUCGCUCUCCUCCGCAGUUUAAAGGAGCCUCUUCACCCUCUAAGAAAGCCGCACCUGUGCAAGAAUCUCUGGUGCUCCAUGUUGAUUCUCUUAGCAGGAAUGUGAACGAAGGCCAUCUCAAAGAAAUAUUUGGCAACUAUGGUGAAAUUCUACACGUUGAACUUGCAAUGGAUCGAGCUGUUAAUCUUCCAAAAGGAUAUGCUUAUGUUGAAUUCAAGGCAAGAGCUGAUGCUGAGAAAGCUCUUCUGUUUAUGGAUGGUGGACAAAUUGAUGGAAGUGUUGUUAAAGCAAAGUUUACACUACCACCGCGUCAGAAACUAUCUCCACCCCCUAAACCUGUCUCAAGUGCACCAACGAGAGAGGCUCCAAAAUCCGGUGCUGACAUUGAGAAAGAUGAGCCCAGGCGCUCAAGAGACACUUCUCCACGGAAAACAGUACUGUCUCCAAGAAGGCGAUCACCACUACCUAGAAGAGGCGCAUCACCUAAGAGAUUACCUGAUUCUUCCCCUCGCCGAAGGCCGAGCCCUCCUAUCCGCCAUCGUGGUGAUACACCACCCAGACGCAGGGCAGCAUCGCCAUCUAGAGGCCGUUCUCCAUCUUCUCCCCCUCCAAGAAGACAUAGAUCUCCUCCAAGGGGCUCCCCUAGAAGAAUCCGUGGCUGUCCUGUUCGAAGACGGUCUCCUCCUCCUCUAAGGCGAAGAUCACCUCCAAGGAGACUACGCAGUCCUCUCAGAAGAUCUCCAAUCCGCAGACGUAGCCGAUCCCCAAUUCGUAGGCCUGGUCGCUCUCGCUCAAGGUCCAUCUCACCCCGCAGGUAUGUUUUAACCAAUUUAAAGUGUUAUUGGGGUUAUCGUUGAUCUCUCCGGGAUUUUAUUUGGUUUCAGUUUCAUAUCUGAGAUAGUACAUAUGACAUGUUUUUUAAUCUUGCAUAAGUUACGAGUAUAUUUAAGUUCUUACGUUGUGUAAUCCUUGUAUGUUGGUUUGUGACGAAUUGAUACCAAAUAUGACUAAGCUAUAUAGAUCUAUGUGGAGUCUGUCAUUGGUGUAAAUUUGUCUUUCAUUACAAGCAGAGGACGAGGUCCAGCUGGGAGACGUGGAAGGUCAUCUUCUUACUCUAGUUCGCCAAGUCCCAGAAGGGUUCCAAGGAAGAUCUCGAGGAGCCGCAGUCCUAGGAGGCCACUGAGAGGAAAGAGAAGCAGCAGUAACAGCAGCAGCAGCGGCUCACCGCCUCCUCGCAAAACAUAAUGUAAUAAAAGAAUAUUAAAGAAAACGAAAUUUCUCUUCUAGCUCGUCUCCAUCUCCCAUUCACCGCCAUCUUAUAGUGGCUUUGUAGUUCUUAUAGUGUUGGAUAUUUUAAGCUUCUUUUGGGUCAGUAGUCUUAUGAGUAAAGAAGACACUCUUUGAUGUUUCUCAUGUUAAAAAGCAAAGAGAGCCUGUUGAAAUGUAAUAAAUGGGUGAAGGUCCUCAGCUGCACAACCAUAAAUUUACUAGAUCAAGACCAUUUUCCUUUGCAGGUCUACCUUUACCU